Molecule: messenger RNA, 1873 nt
Organism: Mizuhopecten yessoensis (Yesso scallop)
Lineage: Eukaryota; Metazoa; Mollusca; Bivalvia; Pectinida; Pectinidae
Product: traB domain-containing protein-like
Exons: 9
Coding region: 45-1292 (415 amino acids)
Source: RefSeq, a predicted model, not a curated record
CAUCGAUAUUUGUGUACACACACGCAUGUUGCAACAUCCCCACCAUGGAUGACAGUGAUACAAAAAACUUGGUAAACGAACUGCCAGCACAAGGUUUAGCUGCACACGGAGAUGCAGGUUCCACUUUACAACCUUCAAAGGCGAAGAACAUAACGGAAGUGCACAAUGAGGAGGAAUCCGAGAGUAAAGUGACAGAUAUGGACAAUAAGCCACUACCACAGGAACCAGAUGGAAUAGAAAGUGGGUCUUCAGAAUUUGAAGAUGAUGAGGAUGAAGUUGAGGAUGGUGAGGAUACUGGGGAUGAGAGUGACAUAGAGGACAAUGAUGAAGAUGAGGCAAUCAGAGCUGGUAGGGACCCUAACCCUACACUUCCCAGCACGGUCACUAUUCUCUCUAACAACGCCGAAACAAAGGUCUACCUUGUUGGCACGGCUCACUUCAGCCACGAAAGCCAAGCCGACGUGGCAGAGACCAUACAGAAGACCCAGCCAGACAUUGUCAUCGUUGAGCUGUGUGAUAGCCGCGUACACAUGUUACAUCUGGAUGAGAAACUUCUGUUGGAGGAGGCAAAGAACAUCAACUUCCAGAAAAUCAAACAGACCAUCAAUGAGAUAGGAUAUGUUCAGGGUAUAGCCUACCUACUGCUGCUCAGAAUGUCGGCACACAUCGCCAAGGAGCUGGGCAUGGCGCCAGGGGGAGAGUUCCGACAGGCCUUCAGAGAGGCAAAGAAGGUUCAAGUGUGUAAAAUGAUAAAGCUAGGAGACCGUCCCAUACAGAUCACUAUGAGGAGAGUACUCGCCUCCCUGACCUUCUGGCAGAAAGUCAGACUGGUGUGGCACCUACUUUUCUCUAUAGACUAUAAAUACAGUAAGGAAGAUAUAGAGAAAUGUAAAGACCGAGAUUUACUAGAACAGAUGCUGAAAGACAUGGCGGGAGAGUUCCCUGCCCUUGCCAAGGUUGUUGUCGAGGAGAGGGACACCUUCCUAGCAUUCAGCCUAAAGAAUGCUGCUGUCACCUUCAGAGAGUACCAGAGAAAACAUGGUACGGAGAAGAAUAAAGCCUUAGCUCACCCUGUAGUGGUGGUUGGCGUGGUGGGGAUAGGACAUGUGCCUGGUAUCAUAGCCAACUGGGAACAGUACCGACAUAACAUAAAAGAAAUUACAACUGUACCCGAUCAGUCCGUGUCUAUAAUCUGGAGAACGUUUGGAUGGGCAUUCAGGAUAUCACUUGUAGGAGCGGUCGGGAUGGGCUGUUAUAAGUUGUGUCGAUGGACCUUCCCUAUGCUAGCAUGAUAGGACUUCAGCUAGUAAUUCUGGUUGUCUCUCUUUAUACCGAAUAUGGCUGCAUUUUAAGUUGGCAUUACACACUCAGAGAUCUACUCAUCCGAAGACUUGAGCAGUCUUUUAUUACCUAGUCAAAGUAAUCGUCACAUACAGAAUGUUUCUGCCUAGUCAAAAAAUGGUGUUAUAUGGUAUAUGCUUAAUAUUGAACCUCUUUAUAUGGUACUAUCUCAUUAUAAUUAACUUGCAGUUAUAAAUGUAUACUGUUUGAAUUUUGUUAAACAUAUACUUACAAGAAGUCAAUCUCACUCAGAUAUGCUGGUAAACAUUAUCUAGAAACAUGUACACAGGGUCAACAAACAGUUAAGUAGUCUUUUAUUAAUAAAAAUUUCCAUGAAUAAAUCUUUGCAAAAGUAAAUUGAUCUAACAUAAUUAACUCUUGCGUAUAUUAUAGCAGUUUGUAAAAGGUCCUGUAUGAGAAAACCUUCAGUGGUUUACCUGGUAUGUUACACAUAUUUCUAUCGUCCAAUCAAUCUUUCAAUUUCAGUUUUUGGUCAUACAGUACAUUUCACCUAAUAUCAUGUCUGUUAAUG